This is a messenger RNA of Brassica oleracea var. oleracea, 1942 nucleotides long. Its product is annotated as galactose oxidase-like. Lineage: Eukaryota; Viridiplantae; Streptophyta; Magnoliopsida; Brassicales; Brassicaceae. The transcript has a single exon. Bases 52 to 1698 code for a protein of 548 amino acids. The record is from RefSeq and is a predicted model, not a curated record.
GAUACAUUUACACCACAACACACAACAACAAAAACACAAAGAAACCAGAAAAUGGCAGCACGAGCCACAACGUUCUAUGCUCUCUUACUAACCUCACUCCAACUCCUCCUAACAUGCCAAGUGUCUUUCGCCGCGGGAGGAAAAUGGAAUCUCCUUCUCCCCAACGUCGGAAUCUCAGCGAUGCACAUGCAGCUCCUCCGCAACGACCGUGUCGUAAUGUUCGACCGAACCAACUUCGGCCCAUCAAACAUCUCUCUCCCGAACGGUAACUGCCGUAACAACCCACAAGACCCUAUCUCCAAAAUCGACUGCACAGCUCACUCCAUCGAGUACGACGUUGCAUCAAACACCAUCCGUCCCUUAACAGUACAAUCCAACACAUGGUGCUCCUCCGGUUCGGUUAGACCGGACGGUGUUCUCGUUCAAACCGGUGGAGAUCGGGACGGCGAGUUAAAAGCUAGAAUCUUCUCCCCUUGUAAAGACAAACGAUGCGACUGGAUCGAGAUUAACAACGGAUUAACAAAGAGAAGAUGGUACUCUUCUAAUCAUAUCCUCCCCGACGGUAAACAAAUCGUCAUCGGAGGCCAAGGACAAUUCAACUACGAGUUCUUCCCCAAAACGACAUCUCCUAACGUUAUCGCGUUACCGUUUUUGGCCGAGACUAACGAUAGAGGAGAAGAGAAUAAUCUCUAUCCUUACGUUUUUCUCAACACCGAUGGUAGACUAUUUAUAUUCGCUAAUAACCGUGCGAUAUUACUAGACUAUGUUAAAAACACGGUGGUGAAAACUUAUCCGGCGAUUCCCGGCGGUGAUCCGAGGAGCUACCCGAGCACUGGCUCAGCCGUGUUACUACCGUUAAAGAAUCUUGAAGCGGUUAAAAUCGAUGCGGAGGUUCUGGUGUGUGGAGGUGCACCUAAAGGAUCGUACCUCCUCGCUUUCAGAAGGAAAACGUUCGUGAAAGCGCUUGAUACGUGUGCGAGGAUCAAGAUUAACGACGAGAAUCCACAAUGGAUGGUGGAGAAGAUGCCACGUGCUAGAGUCAUGGGAGACAUGACGCUUUUGCCUAAUGGAGAUGUUUUGAUUAUCAACGGUGGUGCUUCUGGCUCAGCUGCAUGGGAGCUUGGUCGUGAACCGGUUCUCGUACCGGAUGUGUACCAUCCCGAGAAUCCGGUUAACUCGAGAUUUGAGUCGCUUAACCCGACUACAAUACCGAGAAUGUAUCACUCCACGGCGGUUCUUCUCCGUGACGGUAGAGUUCUCGUUGGAGGAAGCAAUCCUCACGCGUUCUAUAACUUCACCAAUGUGCUUUUCCCGACGGAGCUAAGCUUGGAGGCUUUCUCUCCGGGUUACCUAGAACCGGAGUUUGCGAAACUUCGUCCAAAGAUUCAGUCUCCUAAAUCGCAAGUAAUGAUUACGUAUAGGAUGAACUUGAAGCUGAAGUUUAAGGUCGCAGGAGAAGUCAAGGGUCCGGUUAAAGUAACGAUGGUGUUUCCGUCGUUCACGACGCAUUCAUUUUCGAUGAAUCAAAGGCUUUUGGUUUUGGAUAACGUUACGUUUAAAAGAUCUGGUAAAUCGACGAACUAUGAGGUUGAAGUGAAGACUCCAAGAUCGGCGAAUAUAGCACUGCCUGGUUAUUAUAUGGUGUUUGUUGUGAAUCAAAACAUACCAAGCGAAGGUAUUUGGGUAAGGCUACAAUAAUUCAUAUAUAUUCAUUCUUCUGUGUUUGUUUUACUUAAUAUAAAAAGGAUGCCUCAUUAAUUAUUUGAAGGCUUGUAAAGUUUUAUUUGGAUGAAUUAUUGUAUUUGAUUAUUGACAAACAAUUCAAAUGAAUUGUUUUUGUUGUGUGUUCUCUAUUUGAUGACAAUCAAUUAAUUGGAAACUCAGUCCACUUUCAUGUCUGAUUAUGGUUAGCAAAAAGUAUCUUGUCGGUGCAUAUCAUAUU